Hansenula ciferrii is the source of this 3150-nucleotide messenger RNA. RefSeq names its product Sdd3p (gene SDD3). The record is from RefSeq and is a predicted model, not a curated record. Bases 1 to 3150 code for a protein of 1049 amino acids. The transcript has a single exon. Gene Ontology annotation, molecular function: metal ion binding. NCBI's taxonomy places the organism in Eukaryota, Fungi, Ascomycota, Saccharomycetes, Phaffomycetales, Wickerhamomycetaceae.
AUGACAGGAUCAAACUUUGAGCAGAUUGCUAAUUUCGACGUGGAAUACGCUCCUUCUUCCAUCAAGAAAUGGAGAUCUAAAAGAACUGGUCUUCAAGCUGUUCAUAUUGAUAAAGAAUCACCAAUUGUUAAUGGGUUUUUCGCUGUUGCUACUGAAGUGGAAGAUGAUAGUGGUACUCCUCAUACAUUAGAACAUUUGGUAUUUAUGGGAUCUAAGAAAUAUCCUUAUAAAGGUUUAUUAGAUACUUUAGGUAAUAUUGCAUUUUCUUCAACAAAUGCUUGGACUGCUACUGAUCAAACUGUUUAUACUUUAACCACUGCUGGUUGGGAAGGUUUUAAAUUAUUAUUACCAAUCUAUUUGGAUCAUAUCUUAAAUCCAACUCUUACAGAUGAAGCUUGUUAUACCGAAGUUUAUCAUGUUGAUGGUGAUGGUAAAGAAAAAGGUGUUGUAUUUUCUGAAAUGCAAGGUAUUCAAAAUCAACCAUGGUUUUUAUCCGCUUUAGAUACUCAAAGAGCCUUAUAUCAUGAAAAAUCAGGAUAUUCCUCUGAGACUGGUGGGCUUAUGGAAAAUUUAAGAGUCUUAUCAAAUGAUACAAUUAGAAAAUUUCAUGAAUCUUCAUAUAGACCAAGUAAUCUUUGUGUUAUAUUAACUGGUACAAUUGAUGAAUCAGAAUUUUUACAAUUAUUAGAUAAAUUUGAUGAUGAAUUACCUGAUUUAAAUAAUGAAAGUGAAAUUUAUAGACCUUUUGUUGAUUCAAAAUAUCCAAUUAUUCCAUUACCACAAAAAAUUAUUAAAACUAUUGAAUUCCCUGAUAAAGAUGAAUCUCAUGGUGAAUUAAGUAUUAGUUGGAUUGGUCCAAAACAUGAAGAAUAUGAAGAAGACCUUGCAAUCACUUUGUUAUUAGAUUAUUUAACUGAAUCUUCAGUUGCUUUAUUAACCAAAAAUCUUGUUGAAAUUGAUGAACCUUUAGCAAGUGAUUUAGAAGCAAAUACUGAUGAUUAUACACAUACAAUCCCAUAUAUUAAAUUAAAUGAUGUUCCAACUGAUAAAUUAGAAUAUGCUAAAAAUGAAUUAUUUAGAUUAUUAAAAGAACAUGCUACUGUGGAGAAUUUUGAUUUAACAAGAGUUCGUGAAAUUGUGGCAAAUGCAAAAGAUAAAUUAAUCUUUGCAGUGGAAAAAUCUGAAGAUAUCCUUGCAGAUUCUGUUAUUACUGAUUUCUUAUAUUCAGAUUUAGAAGGGAAAUAUCUUUCAACUAAUUUAAGAGCUUUAAAUGAUUAUAAGGCAAUUUCUGAAUGGUCAAUUGAACAAUGGGUUGAUUUAUUUCAAAAAUAUUUAAUUAAUAAUCAUCCAGCUAUUGUUAUUGCCAAACCAUCCAAGGCAUUAUAUAAGAAAGUUAAAGAUGAUAAUAAAAAAUUAUUACAAAAUAGAAAAGAAAAAUUAGGUGAAGAUGGAUUAGCUGAAUUAAAGGAAAAAUUAGAUAAAGUUCAAGCUAUUAAUGAUGCACCAAUUCCAAAUGAAAUUUUAGAAUCUUUCCCUAAACCAGAUCCUUCAAAAAUUAAAUUUAUUAAUACAACUUCAAUUGCAGUUGGUUUAAAUAAAGAUUAUGAAAAUGAUUUAUCAAAUGAAUUUGUUUCUAAAAUUUUACAAAAUACUCCUCAAAAUUUCCCAUUAUAUAUAAAUAUCGAUCAAUUUAAAUCAGAAUUUAUUUCAAUUGAUAUUUUAUUAUCUUCAUUAGAAAUCCCACAAGAUUUAUUACCAUAUUUUGAUAUUUUUUCAGAAUUAUUUACAUUACCUUUAGAAAUCAAUGGUAAAACAAUUCCAUAUGAGCAAGUUAUUAAAGAUUUACAAAAUGAUACAGUGGAAGCUUAUUUCUAUACUGCUUUUAAUAAUCAAUUUAGUGAAUUAAUUGAUGCUAAAAUUCAAGUUAAAAAACAAGAUUAUUAUAAGGCAAUUGAUUGGUUUAAGAAAAUUUUUUGGAAUACAAAAUUUGAUGAAUCAAGAAUUAAAGUUACUGUUGAUAAAUUAUUAAAUGCAUUACCAUCUACAAAAAGAAGUGGUAUGUCAAUGUUAACUUCUUUAACUGUUAGAACUUCAUUCACUGAAAGAUCUAUAAAACAUGCAAAAGAUUCAUUAUAUACUGAAAAUUUUUUCAAAGAAAUUUCAUCCAAGAUUGAAAAUGGUCAAUUUAAAGAAAUUGAAGAAAAUUUAGAAUCAAUUCGUUCAAAAUUAUUUAAUACCAAUAAUCUUAGAAUUAUUAUAAGUGGUGAUUUAUCAAAUAUUGAAAAUCCAAUCAAAUCAUGGGAACAUUUAAUUCAAAAUCAACCAAUUUCCUCUAAACCAUUAGUUCCAAUCCCACGUACUUUUAACGUUCGUACAGAAUUAGGUAAAUCUUUAUCUAAAAAAGUUAAAAUCAUUACAGCACCAGCUUCAGAAUCAACAUUUUUAUUAGCAUCAACUAAAGUUCCAACAGAUUAUCAUAAUGAAGAUUCUGCUGCAAUUGCAUUAGCUGCAUCUUAUUUACAAGCUGUUGAAGGUCCAUUUUGGAGAGGUAUUAGAGGUACAGGUUUAGCAUAUGGGGCAAAUGUUUCAAGAAGUGUUGAAACUGGUCAAUUAUCUUUUGAUAUUUAUAGAGGUGCUGAUGCUAUUGGUGCUUUUAAAGUUGCUUCUAAGAUUGUUAAUGAUUUAGCUGAUGGUACUGUUAAAUUGGAUAAGAAUUUAAUUCAAGGUGCUGUUAGUAGUUUAGUUAAUUCAAUUGCUUCAUCAGAAUCUAAUUAUUAUACUGCAGCUGCUACAAAAUAUGUUGAUAAUGUCUUGAAGAAAAGAGGUCCAGAUUUUAAUAAUAAAUUUAUUGAACAAAUUUCAAAAAUUACUGAAGAUGAUUUAGUUAAAGUUUUACAAAAAUAUUAUGUUAAAUUAUUUAAUUCUGAAUCUUCAGUUAUUUUCAUUUGUUCUCAUCCAUCAAAAGCUAAAGAAUUGAAUGAUUUUUUCACUGAUUUGAAAUAUGAAGUUUCAGUUGAAGAAGUUCCAAGUUCAAAAGAUGAUCAAGGUGAUGAAGAAGAAGAUGAUGAUGAUGAAGAAAUGGAUUCUGAAGAAUAUACAGAUGAAUCAGGUAGUGAAGAAGAUUCAGAAGAUGAAUCUGAUGAAGAAUAG